AUGGUUGUAGAUAAUUUGCUUACCCUGCCUCUGGUGCUGGCUGUAGUGCAAACUGCUUCACCCCAGAUUGGGACUGAGCAGAAAUCCCUGCAUGUAGACUGGCCAGCAAACUGUGGCAGAGGAUAUUUUCAGCCAAACACUGCAGGGAGAAUUAUAUCAGGCACUGAAGCAAAGCCACACUCCUGGCCUUGGCAAGUCUCAUUACAGCUUUGGACCACAACAAGUAAGAGAUUUGUUCACAUCUGUGGCGGGACCCUGAUUCACAAACGCUGGGUUCUCACUGCAGCCCCUUGCUUCCAGAAGGGCGAGAUGGAAGACGUAACCAACUGGCGAAUCCUCCUAGGAAAGCAUAACCUUAGCCACGAUGAAUCCACACAGAGAGUGUACCGCGUGAAGCAAAUCUACCGGCAUGAGUGGUUCCAGAAAAACCACUCAAACCAUCUGGAUUAUGAUAUUGCUUUGGUCAAGCCUAUGGAAGAUAUAACAGCAAACCGCUUUGUCCGCUAUGCCUGCCUGCCCAAGAGAGGCUGCUCUCUUUACCCAGGACAGUCCUGCUGGGUAACUGGAUGCGGGGACACAACAGGCAGGGAGGGCAACCUGGUCUUGUCUGAGGUUUUGAAGCAGGCCAGGCUGUCGGUGGUGGACUUCAACACAUGCUCCCUGGAGACGUUCUGGGGCAGCGUGGUUCGGCGGUCCAUGAUCUGCGCGGGGCUGAGCGAGCCGGGCAGCCCUCCUGCCACCUGCCAG
Molecule: messenger RNA, 747 nt
Organism: Cariama cristata (Red-legged seriema)
Lineage: Eukaryota; Metazoa; Chordata; Aves; Cariamiformes; Cariamidae
Product: chymotrypsin-like elastase family member 1
Biological process (GO): proteolysis
Molecular function (GO): serine-type endopeptidase activity
Source: RefSeq, a predicted model, not a curated record